UAUUAACCCCUGCGAAGACGCGCAGACGGAGGGUUCGGAUCGUCGGUCCCCGAACGGAAGCCCAAAUCUCGACCGCGUCACCGCCAGAUUCUGUCCUGCCGAUCCGUUUGCCUUUCUCUUCGUUGGUCUCCUUUCGAGUCUCGUUUGCUUCGCAUUCCUACUGUCCGAGCCCGUGGGGUAAGGGCGAGGGAGAUCGUAUCUUGAAAAAAAAAGUAUAUUGGUUUAUAGAUUUGUUUAUGUUGUAAAAGGCGCGUUUUUUUGUGGACGGCAAGUUGGAUUGAAGCUGUAGUUUUUCAAGAAUUGCACUUGUUCGUUUGUAGCGUCUUGAUCUUCUUGUAUUAGGCGUUCUUGUGUACUGGUCUUUGUGAGAGAGUGCGGAUUUUUAGUUCUUGGUUCUUCAUUAAGAGGAUUUUUUUGUUUUUUUUUUUGUUUUUGUUUUGAAGACGAAGGGAGAUGAUAAGGCGGCCUCUCUGUUGGGAGGGGCAAUGACCGGAGUGUCAUUGGGUGUGCGAUCGGGGAGUUAUGGAUCAUUGCAGCAACAAACUCAGAACGGUUCUCUUUUUCUAUCGCAGUUGCAGCCUGUCACAGUCCGCAAGCCUGCCAAAAUGUCACUUUCUGGAUCAAGAGAAAAAGAGAGAAUCUGGGUUAGAAUCUGCAAGUUUGCAGGUAGGAGAAAGGUUGGGAUGCUGCUCUUGCUCGUUGUCUCGGUUGCUGUGUUCUCGUUCAUUUCCCUCUUCAGCAAAGAUGAAGAUGCAUCGGCAAGCUCUAACUCUGGCAUGGGUUUCACCGACCAUGUAUUAAGCUUUGUAAAUCCUAGCAAGCCAACAUCAGAUAUGGACAGGCCUGCCUUUAUUGCUCCAAAGGAAACAAAUUUUGACACCUCUUCAAGUUCAGUUGAUGAAUCUAAAAGACUUGAUUUUCACAAGGGUUUCACAGAUUAUGCCCAGAAUAUUGUAAUUCCUGAAAGGCCAUUAUUGAAUAAUGAUAGGCCUUCCCUUCUUCCUUCUAAAGAACCUAAGGUCGAUACUGCUACCCGUUCUACAGAAAAAUUUGGAAUUAGUCACAACUCAACUCAGCAUUCUGCUAUGAUGCUUCUCUCAACACCUCAUCCUUGUGAAACUUUUUCUCUUCCUCCACCACCAGCAGAUAAGAAGCGCACUGGUCCACGCCCAUGUCCUGUGUGUUAUGUUCCAGUAGAGCAGGCUGUGUUCGUUAUGCCACUGUCACCUUCAGCUUCACCUAUUCUAAAGAAUUUAAGCUAUGUUUUAAAAGAUGAUUUGAUAGCAAAUGAGUCAAACAGUGGUUCGGUAUUUGGAGGGCAUCCAUCAUUACAGGAGAGGACUGAAUCUUUUGAUAUAAAGGAAUCAAUGAGAGUGCACUGUGGAUUUGCCAAGGGAGAGAAACCUGGUCAAGGUACUGGCUUUGACAUAGAUGAAGCUGAUCUUCUUGAGAUGGAGAAAUGCCAUGAUGUUGUUGUAGCCUCUGCUAUUUUUGGGAAUUAUGAUAUAUUGCAACAACCAAAGAAUAUCAGUGAUUUUGCAAAGAAAAAUGCAUGUUUCUAUAUGUUUGUUGAUGAAGAAACUGAAACAUACAUAAAAAAUUCUAGUGGCCUAGUUGAUGUCAAGAGAGUUGGUUUAUGGAAAGUGGUGGUGGUACGAAACCUUCCUUAUGUAGAUGCAAGGCGUAAUGGAAAGGUCCCAAAACUUUUGCUUCAUAGGCUUUUUCCAAAUGCCCGAUUUUCUCUUUGGAUCGAUGGGAAACUUGAGCUUGUUGUGGAUCCCUAUCAAGUUCUUGAGAGAUUCUUGUGGCGGAAGAACUACACUUUUGCAAUUUCCCGGCACUACCGGCGUUUUGAUGUUUUUGAAGAAGCAGAGGCUAACAGAGCUGCUGGAAAGUAUGACAAUGCAUCCAUUGAUUUUCAAAUUGAAUUUUAUAAGAAAGAGGGUUUAACACCUUAUUCUUCAUCCAAGCUUCCAAUAACAAGUGAUGUCCCUGAGGGGUGCGUGAUCAUCAAAGAGCAUAUACCAAUUACCAAUCUAUUCACUUGUCUGUGGUUCAAUGAAGUCGACCGUUUUACUUCUAGGGAUCAAAUCAGUUUUAGUACCGUCAGGGAUAAACUAAUGUCUCAAGUGAAUUGGACAAUUAACAUGUUUCUGGACUGUGAAAGGCGCAAUUUUGUGGUUCAGGCAUACCACAGAGAUUUGUUGGAACAACGGAAAGCACUCAUUGCCUCAGUUUUUCCACCACCUGCAGCAGUAACAAACGAACCACCUUCUAAAACAAUUCCAGAGACCCUACCAAAUGGGAUUGCAAGAGCUACUCCUCCAUCAAGGAAGCUGCCGACUAAGAUUCCCACGAGGCAUGGGAGGGACAAAAGGUCCAGCUCGAGGCAUCAUCAUCCAAAGAUCGACCGCUGGAAAAGAUAGCAGUGCACUGCACCAUGGUGUUUUGCAUAAUUCUUUAUUCAUGCCCUGCGGUAUUCUGUGAGGGGUAUUACAAACAGCGCCAUAGUAUGGCUCCAUUCUUUAACAUAGCAUUUUGUUAAUUCAAUGAGGAACUGUCGAUAGUAAUUCUUUUUUUUCAACUAUAAAUAACUGCUGGAAAAAUAAGUAGCAUGGAUAUGGAUAUAUUGAAGAAUACUUUUGCCCCGGUUUGUUCUUACCUGUGACUGUCAUUUUUGCUCCCCCAA
This is a messenger RNA of Zingiber officinale, 2689 nucleotides long. RefSeq names its product probable hexosyltransferase MUCI70. The record is from RefSeq and is a predicted model, not a curated record. The transcript is spliced from 9 exons. NCBI's taxonomy places the organism in Eukaryota, Viridiplantae, Streptophyta, Magnoliopsida, Zingiberales, Zingiberaceae. Bases 486 to 2426 code for a protein of 646 amino acids.